Tauraco erythrolophus (red-crested turaco) is the source of this 1555-nucleotide messenger RNA. The record is from RefSeq and is a predicted model, not a curated record. NCBI's taxonomy places the organism in Eukaryota, Metazoa, Chordata, Aves, Musophagiformes, Musophagidae.
AUUUCUUUUGCAGUUUUGUUCAGUGGAGGGACUGCUGUAUGUCAGCCAUGCUAAAGGGCAAGUGAUGGAGCUUUUUUACCUUUCUUGCUUUCCUAUAUACCCUUUGUGCUGGGCUUCUUCCCAUAGGUGAUGAAUGACGUGUCUCAUACGAGCUUUGGCUUCUGCAAACAGCCUAGAUGCAACUAAUACCACAUGGAGGGAUGCUUGGAAAACUGAUACGUUUUGUUUUGUUAAUGGCAUGUUUUGCGCAUUGGAUUUUUUAACCCACUACUUGCUGCAUGGAUGUAUAAUAAUGACUCUUUUGUUUAACAUUAGAUAAGCAUGAGAUCACCGUGGCACAGCUGCAUGUGUAGUCACUCUUGAAGCAAUUGCACACCUAAUUGGCUGACAAUCUUGGCAUUUUUAAAACAAACGCAAGCCUUUUAAAGACAGGGGACGUAUUUAUGUAUGAAUAGUCAAAUAAACCUGUUGAGUGUCAUCCAUGGAGCCCGCUGGCACUGAACAGUUGUGCGAUGACCCUGAUCCUGGAGGCAAAUCCCAAGAUCAAGAGACCAAAAAGCAACAUGAAUCAGAGCAAAAAUUAUCCAAAAUAACCCAUAAUGCGUUGGAGAACAUUAAUGUGAUCGGUCAAGGCUUGAAGCACCUUUUCCAGCAUCAGCGCAGGAGGUCAUCAGUUUCUCCGCAUGAUGUUCAGCAAGCUCAGGCUGAUCUGGAGCCUGAAUUGGAUCUGGAAAGCCAAAGCGUCUGUGCUGACAUUGAUGGUGUCUCCACCCACCCCACAGCUCUGAACCGAGUGCUUCAGCAGAUCAGAGUGCCACCUAAAAUGAAGAGAGGGACGAGCCUGCACAGCAGGCGGGGCAAGGCAGACGCCCCGAAAGGAAGCCCGCAGAUCAACAGGAGGUCUGCCCAGGAUAUUCAGUCGGGUCGGCCCAGAUCGUCAUCUACUACAGAUGCUCCCACAAACUUGUCCGUGAUGGAGAUUGUUUCUUCUGUCUGUGUAGGUGGAGAGGAGGCCACAGCGGCAGCAGUGAUGGUGGAUUGGGGCCGAAUUAGAGCUCCUCGGUCAUCCGGAGGUUGCCUCACCUUGCCUCUGCGGCAAUUGGAAAUUAAUGUUAAAAUCAUAAAACUUCGGCAUUUCCUCUGCAGUAGCCCCUAUACCUCCAUUUGCUGUUUUUCAGAUGAAGAAGUGGGUGGCGCAGAGGAGAGGUACCCGUGGUAUCGCGACACUCCUGCCAGAGCGCUCAUAGCAGUAAAGGGCUUUGAUAGGAAAAGGCACUGGAGGUGGUUGGUGCCGGUGCGGCAGUUGCAGACAGCGUCUCGGUGCCUUUCCCGUUCGUGUGGGACGGGGUCCUCCAUCACCACCGCUGGCGCGACGGUGGCACCUCGAAAGCCAAACCGAACCCAACCGGAGCUGUUUGUAAGGCGCUUCCAGUUCGGAGCGGGGCGUUUUCGCAGCAGCGUGUCCGUCGACGGAGGGAGCAGAGACUUUUCUGAAAACGGGCGCAGAGACACCGUGCUCGAUCCGUCCUGGAGAUGGAGCGGUUGGAGCAACUAA